UUCCUGCACAAGAAGGAGAACCCGGUGACCAUGGCGGUGGCCUCCUCCUUCCCGGGGCUCCUGCUCCCGGACCUCGUCCUGCUGGCCCGGCCCGUCCAAAGCAAGAAGCAGCCUCCGCGGCUGGAGCUCACCAGGCUGCUGCCGGCACAGCUGGUCCGCCUGUUUGUCCACAGCGAGGCCGGAUGGAGGCUGAAGCUCCGCCUGGCCUCCGGCCGCAGUUUCUACCUGAGGCUGGUGGCCGAGCCGGCCGAGGGCUGCCUCCUGUUCAACCGCUGGCGCUUCCUGAUCUUCCUGAUGCAGGGGCCCAUCCCGGCCUGGGCCCGGAGCCCCGACGAGCAGGCCGCCCAGGACGAGAGCGCCCCGAUGUCCGCAGCGGAGGCCCCCCCCAAACGGAAGGAGGUGGCCUUCCCUCCCCAGUACCCCGUCCCGAGGACCAAGGGGAGCCCGGGCUGGACCUGGGACAAAGCACUGCACUACCCUGGGCCGCUCUCCCAACUGAUGGACCAGCAGAGCGCCCCGGCCCUCCCGGAAGUGAUGUCGGAAGUGAUGUCGAGAGCGGAAGCCGCCCCCAUGUCCUUCCGGUCCCAGCAGAAGCUCCCAGUCAGGAGAGAAGAGCAGCAGAAGUGGGCGUGGCCCCAAGCGUGCGGGGGCGGGGGGGAAGGGGCGGGGGCGGGGGCGGGGGCGGGCACAAGGGCCUGGAGGAGAGGGAGGGCUGGUCCUGGACACCCAGCAGGCCAGAGUGCGGUGGGUUGCUUCCUUAGAUCAGAGCCCACCCUUUUCAGGAGGAGCACCCCGGGGAGCCUAGUGGAAGUGGAAGGGCAGCCGAGAGUCACCAUCCGGACUCUGUUCUCCACAAUUUCCGGGUCUCACCUGUCUAAGGCUGCCUCACCAGCGGAGACGUCCUCUUCAGGGCCCUCCAGGCCACCCUCCCAAGAGCACCCCCAGGAGCCGGGCACUGCCAACAAGCUGCCGCUCCCCCAAGAGCAGCCGCAGCCCCAGGAGCUCCCCCAAGAGCAGCCGCAGCCCCAGGAGCUCCCCCAAGAGCAGCCGCAGCCCCAGGAGUUCCCCCAAGACCAGCCGCAGCCCCAGGAGCUCCCCCAAGACCAGCCGCAGCCCCAAGAGCUCCCCCAAGACCAGCCGCAGCCCCAGGAGCUCCCCCAAGACCAGCCGCAGCCCCAGGAGCUCCCCCAAGACCAGCCGCAGCCCCAGGAGCUCCCCCAAGAGCAGCCGCAGCCCCAGGAGCUCCCCCAAGACCAGCCGCAGCCCCAAGAGCUCCCCCAAGACCAGCCGCAGCCCCAGGAGCUCCCCCAAGACCAGCCGCAGCCCCAGGAGCUCCCCCAAGACCAGCCGCAGCCCCAGGAGCUCCCCCAAGAGCAGCCGCAGCCCCAGGAGCUCCCCCAAGACCAGCCGCAGCCCCAGGAGCUCCCCCAAGAGCAGCCGCAGCCCCAAGAGCUCCCCCAAGACCAGCCGCAGCCCCAGGAGCUCCCCCAAGAGCAGCCGCAGCCCCAGGAGCUCCCCCAAGACCAGCUGCAGCCCCAGGAGCUCCCCCAAGACCAGCUGCAGCCGCAGCCCCAAGAGGGCCCCCAAGAGAGGCGCCAUUCCAAGAGGCACCACCACCACUCAAAACACCACCACCACCAUUCAAAAUGGCAGCAGCUCCCCCAAGAGCAGCCACAGCCCCGAAGGCUGUGCAAAUGCCCGAGCAUGCAGGAGCCGCCACUGCGGGUUAAGGUUCGGGAAACCUUAGGGGAGCCCAGAACACUGGCCGAAGGUCUUUUAAAAAAAAUUGAGGCCUGGGAUGCCUGGCGGUUCGGGUGGGUCCGCUGCCAGCCUCCGGAAGCCGCCGGGGUCGCCACAGAGCAGCCCAAGGACAACCCGAGGGACGGUCCGGAGCCCACCCAGGCCUCACAGCCCUGCGCCAGUUUCAAGGCUCUGAGGAAGGCUAUCCAGAAGCCACCGAGCUGGCUCACCAGAGCAUGGCAACAGGGCAAAAAGGUGGUCUGCACCUGUACCAGGGGCUCCAGCUAAUCCCCUGCCCAGGCCACCUAACUGCAUUAGAUUUUUUUUUUUAUUUUUUUAAAAUAUAUUUUAUUUGAUUAUUUCCAAGCAUUAUUCAUUAAAGACAUAGAUCAUUUUCUUUUCCUCCCCCCACCCCCACCCCCCAUAGCCAAUGCGUAAGUCCACUGGUUAUUACAUGUUUUCUUGAUUUGAACCCAUUGCUUUGUUGAUAGUAUUUGCAUUGGAGUGUUCAUUUAGAGUCUCUCCUCUGUCAUGUCCCCUCAACCGCUGUAUUCAGGCAGUUGCUUUUCCUCGGUGUUUCCACUCCCAUAGUUUAUCCUUUGCUUAUGAAUGGUGUUUUUUUUUUCUCCUGGAUCCCUGCAAGUUGUUCAGGGACAUUACACCGCCACUAAUGGAGAAGUCCAUUACCUUCGAUUAUACCACAGUGUAUUAGUCUCUGUGUACGAUGUUCUCCUGGUUCUGCUCCUCUCGCUCUGCAUCACUUCCUGGAGGUUGUUCCAGUCUCCAUGGAACUUCUCCACUUUAUUAUUCCUUUUAGCACAAUAGAAUUCCAUCACCAACAUAUACCACAGUUUGUUCAGCCAUUCCCCAAUUGAAGGGCAUCCCCUCGUUUUCCAGUUUGGGGCCACCACAAAGAGCGCAGCUAUGAAUAUUCUUGUACAAGUCUUUUUCCCCAUUAUCUCUUUGGGGUACAGACCCAGCAGUGCUAUGGCUGGAUCAAAGGGUAGACAGUCUAUUAGCUCCCUUUGGGCAUCAUUCCAAAUUGCCCUCCAGAAUGGCUGGAUCAGUUCUCAACUCCACCAGCAAUGAAUUAAUGUCCCUACUUUGCCACAUCCCCUCCAGCAUUCAUUACUUUCCUUUGCUGUCCUGUUAGCCAAUCUGCUAGGCGUGAGGUGAUACCUCAGAGUUAUUUUGAUUUGCAUCUCUCUGAUUAUACGAGAUUUAGAGCACUUCUUCAUGUGCUUGUUAAUAGUUUUGAUUUCUUUAUCUGAGAACUGCCUAUCCAUGUCCCUUGCCCAUUUAUCAAUUGGAGAAUGGCUUGAUUUUUUUUUGUACAAUUGAUUUAGCUCUUUAUAAAUAUGAGUAAUUAAACCUUUGUCAGAGGUUUCUAUGAAGAUUUUUUCCCAAUUUGUUGUUUCCCUUCUGAUUUUAGUUACAUUGGUUUUGUUUGUACAAAAGCUUUUUAGUUUGAUGUAGUCAAAAUUAUUUUACAUUUUGUGAUUCUUUCUAUGUCUUGCUUGGUUUUAAAGCCUUUCCCCUCCCAAAGGUCUGAUAUGUAUACUAUUCUGUGUUUACCCAA
Molecule: messenger RNA, 3319 nt
Organism: Monodelphis domestica (gray short-tailed opossum)
Lineage: Eukaryota; Metazoa; Chordata; Mammalia; Didelphimorphia; Didelphidae
Cellular component (GO): nucleus
Source: RefSeq, a predicted model, not a curated record